Messenger RNA from Meleagris gallopavo (turkey), 1086 nucleotides. The record is from RefSeq and is a predicted model, not a curated record. Lineage: Eukaryota; Metazoa; Chordata; Aves; Galliformes; Phasianidae.
CGUCCAUCCCUGGAGGUGUUCAAGGCCAGGUUGGAUGGGACCCGUGCUGAGCUUCCUUUAGUCCCCACAUCACACAGCUCCUUCUCUCCUGCAGCACACGUGGAGCCCGGCACCUGCGAGGUCAUCGCAGCGCACAGGUGCUGCAAUAAGAACAAGAUAGAGGAGCGCUCCCAGACCGUGAAGUGCUCCUGCUUCCCAGGACAGGUGGCAGGCACCACACGGGCAGCCCCCUCCUGUGUGGAUGCCUCCAUCGUGCUGCAGAAGUGGUGGUGCCAGAUGGAGCCCUGCCUCGCUGGGGAGGAGUGCAAGGUGCUGCCCGACCUCUCAGGCUGGAGUUGCAGCAGCGGCAACAAAGUGAAGACCACCAAGGUCACCCGGUAGCUCCUGCAGCCUGGAGUCAGCCCUGAUGACAUCGCAAUGCUGGAUGGGAUGGGAUGGGAUGGGAGCUCCACAGCCCCGUGAUGCACCCCGCAGCCAAGGAAUGGGCUCGUUUUCCCAUCCUCUGAAAUAAAAUGCUUCGAUUGUUGACAGUUAUGGAGACAGACAGACAGCAGGGCUUUAUUCCCAGCUGAAACAGCGCAGGUCAGUGCUGUGGGAGUUGCACAGACAGCCUUGCUGCCUCCCUCUCCCUGACCUGGAAGCAGACCCAGCUCAGCGCUGCCCACAGUGGCGAUACCGGGGCGGUCCAACACCUCCUCGGGCUCCGGAGAUGGCAAAACAUUUCCACAGAGCACACUGUUGGUUCUUCCUUCCUCCAUAAUUGCAUUAACGAGGCGGCGAGUUUAAUGCCUGUUCCUGCAGAGCCAGUCUCAGGCACCAAAUUGCUGCUCGUGUUUGCAUCUAAUUUCAGAAUAAAGAGGAGGAUUCCAUGCUGGACACGUGCAGGCUCUGCAGCCCUGGGCUGGAUGUGGCAUUAAGGAAACAGGCACCGUGCCCCCCAGAUGUGCUCUGUCCCCUCUCUGCAGCUGGAGGGGAGGUGGGGGCCCACAGACCCAGCGUGGAGGUGCUCCCAUUCUGGGGUACGUAAUGCUGCUGCAGACUGAUGUACAUAGCAGACUGUGAAAUAUUAAAUCCAGUUUAAUCUCU